CUGUUACAGUGCACAUAAUCAUGGCCAUAUUAGCCCGGGUACGAGGACACCGGCCGCAUGCACUCUUCCGUACUCAAGGGUCUGAGAAUUUUGAAAUUUUGAAACUUUCACGUGCAUUUUCGAUCGCGUUUUCCAUCUUCUCGCCUCUCCUGAGCAGCUUCUAUGCCACUCAGAAGAACAACGACCGAAGCAACUGAGACAUGUACAUCUACUGCAGCGACUCCAAAAGGAACUACAUCGAAAUUCGGAAAAACCAAUCUUCCGCGAUCUCUUUUCGUUCUUCAUGUCAGUUCGUACCACACAGUGGCACACACGUAGAUACCUUUUGUGAUAGUGAUAUUCGCCCCCUUCCUUCCCUGUUUCCUGAGUUUUCCGACGACUUCUCUUAGUUUUUGCGUGUUCUUCAUUCAGGUGAGGAACCAUUCGCGCAAGCCCCGUCGCAAUCCGUUCCUAAAUUUUUCUAACCGACCCAUCGGACAAAUUUUGCUUGAUUGCUGCAGGAAUGGCCACUCACUUGCAAGCCCUGACACUUCUCUGUCGUGUCGGUGGUGUGCGCUUGACUAAAUGUAAGCAAACUACACUGUAUAGUGUCCGCGAAAAUGCGGACGGUCUAAAAAAAGCGUUUGGGAUAGACGUCAGCCAAGACAAGCCUGAUAUCCACCCCACACGCUUCUGCAGUACGUGCAACAAAACUGUCAACAGGGCACUAUCCAGUGACAAAUACAAUCGUUGUGGUGGAGGAUGUGCAUCCCCUGUGGAGUGGUUACCCCAUGAUGCUGAGAGUCAGUGUAAGACAUGUUCAAGAGUGGAGAAAAUCAAAAUUGGUGGACGACCCGCAAAGAAAAAACGCACAACUGUACCCCCUGUACGUUCCCAACCAGACACACAAUGCACCAGUUCCACACAACCCACGCAGUCAUCACAGAUUUCUCCAGCUGCAUCUGGUAUACAGUCCAACACAAGCAGUACAAGCAGCACAAUGGUACCAACGCCUGCUGAGAAGCAGCUCCGCCCUGCAAGUAUUUCCGCAACAAACGAGUCGCUACAGGGGCAAGAUAUCGCCAAGUCAGAGUUAAUAAGCAGAGCUACACCAAGUUACAAAACAGAGAGAGAACUAAGCCCAGACAGAUUUAUCAUGAAUUUCUCUGAGCUGAUCUGUAGCAUCUGCAAACACAUUCUGGACAAAUCUGUGCAGGCAAGCUGUUGCGGAAAGAAUUUUUGUGUAGAUUGCAUAUGGCAUUGGCUGGUCAUGCAUGCUUCGUGUCCAGUAUGCCGCAGUCCACUCCAAGCAUCACAGUUGCUGACUCCUAGCCUGACGCUGAAGAACUGUUUAGCCGAAGUGCUUGUCCGUUGUGACAAUUAUCUUGACUCUUUCAAUGGUUGUAGUGUGCAUAUACCACUAGCUAGUCUUCAGCACCAUGGCCAGACAUGCACCAAUACAGGCAAGCACACCAUCACACCUACAACUCCCGUUGGUGACAUUCUUCAUGCAUCACCAAAGAAGUUGCAGGGCAAUGUUGCCGAAAAGUUGACAAGCCACCUGGUGCGAUCGAAGUCAGACAAUGGACUACUUCAUCUCAGAAGCCAGGGUCCCUCCCAGAUUUGGAAGAAAACGACAGUUGGAACAGUUUCAUCUGACGAAGCAUCAGAGCGGACACAGCGUCGCAGAUCCCUAGAGUUACGCCAAACCGAGCAGCUCGUUUGCGGCAGCAGUGCUAGCAGUAUUCAAGCGCAGCAAGCUGCCACUAUUCGUCGCAUGCCAGAAGAGGAGCGGAGGGCAUUGCUGAUUGCAGCAGGUGUGUUGCCAAGAUCAAUAGAAAAAGGCAGCACACUAGCCAUGAAGGCUGAUCUUCACAUGCCCUGGUUUCAGCUCAGGAAGCUCAAGGUCUGGCUGAAGGAUUACGGCUUGCAUCUUGAGUCUGAAGGUACUAUGCGGCAGCAGCUGAAUGAACACCUAAAGGUCAACAUAGUUGCAGAGGAUGUGCCAUUUGUGAUUGGCAAGACCGCCGAAAUAGAGAUGAGGCCAAUGGUGGCGCUACCUGAUCUCGUUGGAACUGUGCACGGCUAUCUGGACCAGCUGGACAGCACUGAGCAAUUGUUCUGGCAUGCUGGUGUCAUACCAGAGGACCAGAUAUGGGUCAAAGUGGGUGGCGACCAUGGCGGUGAUUCGUUUAAAAUGUCUGUGCAAGUUUGCAAUGUACGCCAUCCUAAUUCCAUACGGAAUAUCAUUCCAUUUGUCGUCUUUGCCGCGAAGGACUCGCCAGCAAACCUUGCCACUGCUCUCCAGCCAUUUGCGUCGCAAAUCAAUCUCCUCAGCAGCACUCUGUGGCAUGGAAGAUCCGUGAGAGUUCUACUGUUUGGCGACUAUGAGUUUCAAACUCAGCAGUAUGGACUCUCCGGAUCAAGUGCAGUGCAUCCUUGCCUUCACUGCGAGGCCACAAAGACCGAGUUCCAACAGCCUGGUGCCACGUCCAACUGUCGGUCACUAGCUUCACUUGAGACAUGCCACUCAGCGUUUGUUGCAGCGGGAGCUCGUCUGCCCGAUGCCAAAAGAUUUAAGAACUGCAUCCGUCCCGUCAUUCUGCCCAUACCCAUUGAAGAUGCAAUCAUCCCAGUCCUCCACCUUGACUUGGGCAUCUUCAAGUGGAUUUUUGAGGCGCUGGUGAAGGACUGUCAGACACUGGACAUGUCCCUGGCUGCAUCUGGGCCUGCCACACCUGCUGACAGCCAGCAGUUCUCGACCAUUGUGGCCAAACACCAAAAGUUGCGGGAGAAGCAGGAUGAGCUGAUUGCUGUUAACGCCUCUGCCCAGCAGUUGAGGAAUCAGCUUGAUUGGCUGGCAUUGCACAGCAACACGCUACUCCCAGCGCAGAUCCAGGCAGCAGCUGGGGUGAUCCAAGUCCAGUGUGCCCAGCAGGCAGCAUCCAGGUCAUCUCUGGAGGAGGAGACUAGCAGUCUUGUCGAGGAGAUCCAGCGGAUCACGGGCACCAUCAGUGGCCCAUGCGAGCAGUCCCUAGACAAGGUAUUGCAGCGCAACAACAUCUGUCGCCAACGGUACCAUGGAGGAAGCUUCAUCGGCAACCAUGUUCACCACGCUUUGCAGAGCACCGUCAUUGAGCAAUUGGCUUCAGCACCGCUGGCAGUCAUACAAGAGGACGGACGCACCGCCUCUGCCAGUGUUCUGUCGGAUGCCACUGAUGUUUGCAGCCGAUACAUGGCUCUUAUGGAGCAGUUCGCUGCAUGCAGGCGACGUUACUUGUCUUGCAAGAAGAUGACACCUGAAGAUUUGGCGGCCUUCAAAUCCGACGUCAGGACGUUCAUGGGCACUGCUCGUGCUGAAAUUGUGAGACGAAAGCUUGGCCACAUUACGCCGAAGCUACACCUCCUGGAGGCACAUGUACCAGCCUCAAUGGAUACGUUCGGCGUUGGUCUCGGACUCCUUGCUGAGCAAGGAGGUGAAAGCAUCCAUGCGGAAUUCAACUCUCUGGAAAAGCGUCACGGCGGGAUCGUCAACAACUUGGAGCGCCUGAAAGUCACAGUCAGGCAGCACCUCUCAUCUACGCUACCGCAUUUAGCUUCUCUGCUCCCAGAACGAUCUACUCGAAAGCGAAGACGCAAGGAGUGA
Sycon ciliatum is the source of this 3625-nucleotide messenger RNA. RefSeq lists its product as uncharacterized. The record is from RefSeq and is a predicted model, not a curated record. Lineage: Eukaryota; Metazoa; Porifera; Calcarea; Leucosolenida; Sycettidae. The coding region runs from base 503 to 3625 and encodes 1040 amino acids. The transcript has a single exon.